UUUGAAGGGCGAAUGUGAGAAAAGGAAAGCCCGCUUCUUAUCGCUUAUCAAAGCGUUAUUUUGUCGUUGUUUUCUUGGUCUAGUGUUGGUGAUCUAUUACAACUUUUUCACAAACGCAACAUCCGCGCGAGGCAAACACGAAGCAAGACACAGCCAUUUAAACCGAUACAGAGAGAGAAAGAGAAACCCUAAUACCGAGCAAAAUUUUCCUUCAUUUUCCCUUCAUCGUUGUUUUUGUUCUCUAUCAGUGAUCGCGAACCACCUUCCGCUUCCACAUCCGUGCCACGCUACAUGGCGAGUGAUUUUGGCGCGAACGGUCCUUCAACUUCUCCGUCAAAUUCCGCGGAGUCCUUCAUUGGCUGCUUCAUAAGCUUGAUUUCGAAGUGCGAGAUUCGCUACGAGGGCGUUCUCUAUCUCCUUGACGUCCAGGAUUCCACCAUCGGCUUGAAGAACGUUAAAUCUUAUGGAACGGAGGGGAGAAGAAAAGAUGGCACACAAAUUCCUCCAAGUGAUAAGGUUUAUGAAUACAUUCUUUUCCGUGGAAGUGACAUUAAGAAUUUGAAGAUCAAGUCACCCUCCACUUCUUCUAAAUCAGAAGAGCAGGUUCUUAGUGAUCCAGCUAUUAUUCAGUCACGAUAUUCUGGGUCCCCAAGUUCCCCUGUGGCCUCAGUUGGUGGUAGAAAUUUGACAGAAUCAAUCCAAAGGCAAGAUACCCCUGAGAUAUCUAGUAAACCCUUUCCUGUUGGGUUGCCUUCUUAUCAGUUGGUAACUGAACUGGGACCUUCAAAUUCAUCUGUUGCUACUCAAGUUGCCAGUCAUCCAUCUUUUUCUUCAGCAAUGAGUUGGCAAGGGCCUAGUGAUGUAUCUAGCAGUGGUUCUAAUUCUCUGCUACAAUCUAGUUCCCUUUACUCCCCAUCAAUGGCAGCAUCUGUAGUUGUGCAGAAUCAGAUUAAAAAUGAAGAAACUCAGUUACCUACGAAGGGGGGAUGGACAAGUUUUUCAGAGCGUGGUCUACCUAUGUCUUCUGCCAUGACUUCUUCUCUUGUUAAUCUGACUCAUUUGCAUUCUCUUACCUCUUUAAAAAAUUCUGAUUCUCUUGAUAUUCCAUCCCUUACGAUACCUGUGCCAUAUUCUGCAUCCAUGACUUUUGAUGGAUCAAACAUGCCCCAGUUUUCUUCACCUUAUCAAGACAUCUGUGCAGAUCCAAGGCCAAUUCAUCCUCGACAUUCUGCUCCUUCAUUUGUAGAUUCUACUUCAGGUCUCUUGCCAACGACACCAUUUUUGUUAACUCCAGAUCAAUUUGCAAAUCCUAGAGAACAGUUAUUAUCUACUACACAUAAUUUGAACCCUAAUCAAAAGGGUAUGUGUUCUUUGACUCAAGCAUCAUUAGUGCCAUUUCCAGCAUCUCAGGCACCACUCCUUCCAUUACCUACUUCCGUGCAAAAGCCUCAAUACACAGCUCCACAAUUCACUGAAGAGUUUGAUUUUGAGGCCAUGAAUGAAAAGUUCAGAAAAGAUGAAGUAUGGGGCUCUCUUGGAAAGGCAACCACAAAAAUAGAGGGAGUACAGGAUAAUCUCAAUCCGGGUAACAUGGAAUAUCAUGGGAUGGUACCAAACCAUAAGUCAGCAUACAAGAAAGAUGACUUUUUUGACACAAUUUCCUGUAACUCUUUGACCCGUGGAUCAAGGAAUGGACAAAAUCGUUUCUCCGAGAGAAUGAAACAGGAUACAGAGACAUUUGGCAAUUUCCAGCAGAGGCAUAAUUUUAAUUAUGGUGCUGGACGGGGUGAGAAUUUCAGGGGCUCAUAUAAUUGGGGAGGAAGGGGUUAUGGCUAUGGUGGGAGAGGGCGUGGUCCAAACUUUCCUCUCUAGUGGUAUCAGGACUUUCUGAUUCUCUCGUGUUUUCCAGAGCUCCCCGCCAAUUUUGCCUAUGUUUGCUGUGUGUGAUCUUUGUCUUUACGUCAAUGAUGUUAACAUGCUUAUGGAACUUUCACAGGUGGAGACUGGAAUGUCAAACUUACAUAUGACCGCCAUUUUCAUGUUUUUUUAGACCAUGAGCUGGCGUUUAACGUUUCAAGUAAUUGCUGUCCAUAAUUCUAUAUAACAAUCAGUAGCCAGAGGAACUCUUACUCUUACAGUGAAUCAAUUUGCUCUCCCUCGUCCCUCCAUUAAAAAAGUAACAUCUUUUGGGGUAUACAUAGCCGUUGUUAGCGAUGAAUGAUAAGAUUUAUGCUAAUGAUAACUUUUAAAAUGCUGAUA
Messenger RNA from Vigna radiata var. radiata (mung bean), 2259 nucleotides. Its product is annotated as decapping 5-like protein. Lineage: Eukaryota; Viridiplantae; Streptophyta; Magnoliopsida; Fabales; Fabaceae. Gene Ontology annotation, biological process: cytoplasmic stress granule assembly; P-body assembly. The coding region runs from base 292 to 1872 and encodes 526 amino acids. Gene Ontology annotation, molecular function: mRNA binding. Gene Ontology annotation, cellular component: P-body. The transcript has 7 exons. The record is from RefSeq and is a predicted model, not a curated record.